AUGUCUAGUAGCCAGUGUAGUUUUUGCAACAGAAAUGAGAUCACAAAAAUCUUGCCUUGCAGGCAUUCAAACUGUUUGUCCUGCUUAGAACUUUUUUCUGAAAAUUCCGAUAACAUAACAUGUCUCACCUGCCAGAAAAGUUACGGUAGACCUGAAGAUCUCUACUCAAUUCCAAAUAAUGAAUUCGGCGUGAGGUUAGAGAAGGUUGUAAGAUACCUGAAAAAUGACGGAGGUUUUUGCAAAAAAUGUUUGAAAAAUCCUGCGAAGAAGUAUUGCAUGAUGUGCAAGCAGACGUUUUGUUUCGACUGCCUUGACUUACAUAAUGAAGUUGAGACAAACAAAUCACACGAUGCAUUUGAUGUGGAGUUAUUCCGUCAGACAUACGUUUUGAAUAGAUUUAAGUACAGAGUUUGUGCCUUCCACGACCAAGAUGUCGAUAUUUACUGCAAAAAGUGCGACGGAUACUACUGCUCGAAAUGUUUCAUCCACGGACACAAGACUCAUGAAUUCGUGGUCGCUGAGGCAAAAGUUAAAGAAGAGAAGAAGAAUCUUGAAUCAGAAAUUGAAAAAAGGAAAGUUAUUUUAGACCAAGUUGUAAAAAUGAUAAGCGAACUUAAUACAAACCAUCAUAUGGGAGAUUUAAAGUUGAGAUGGGAGUAUCAAACCGAUCCCAAAAAAGCCGAACCUAAGAAUAACCAACUACAACUUAUGGCAACAGCGGUUGAAAAGUUUAAUGACGCGAUACAGCAAGGGGGUCAUUCGUUGUAUAAAUCGGCCAAUUGCAUGAAAGAGUACUUAGAGUUACAAAUUUUAUCUCUCGAAAAAACGUCUGAAUUUCUCAGCUUAAAUACGAUUAUAGACUACAAGUGCCUCAAUCUGCCGUUUCCAAAUUAUUGCCAGCUGGUGUUAAAAUACGCCAAAAUUACUCAUUGCCGCUUCAGGUUAGCAAAACUGGUGAAAAAGCUAAAUGAGGAAGCUAAUUCUUGA
Messenger RNA from Helobdella robusta, 987 nucleotides. RefSeq lists its product as hypothetical. Gene Ontology annotation, cellular component: nucleoplasm; chromatin. The transcript has a single exon. NCBI's taxonomy places the organism in Eukaryota, Metazoa, Annelida, Clitellata, Rhynchobdellida, Glossiphoniidae. Gene Ontology annotation, biological process: positive regulation of DNA-templated transcription. Gene Ontology annotation, molecular function: ubiquitin-protein transferase activity; zinc ion binding. The record is from RefSeq and is a predicted model, not a curated record. The coding region runs from base 1 to 987 and encodes 328 amino acids.